Pisolithus orientalis is the source of this 705-nucleotide messenger RNA. RefSeq lists its product as uncharacterized. The transcript is spliced from 5 exons. NCBI's taxonomy places the organism in Eukaryota, Fungi, Basidiomycota, Agaricomycetes, Boletales, Pisolithaceae. Bases 1 to 705 code for a protein of 234 amino acids. The record is from RefSeq and is a predicted model, not a curated record.
AUGUCAGAUGUCAGUGAAGUACAGGGACACAUGAAAGUGGACUGCAUACUGUGGUGUAAAGAGCAGAAGGCAAAGCUAGUAAGGAAGGCAGAAGUGCCAAAGGGAAAAGCACACUGGUACAAAGAGAGGCUUGCAGGAUUUUGGGGUGACAGGGGUAACUGGAGUUUUUUACUAAGUUCUAGCAAGAUUGACUGCUUCAGGGGAAUAUGGCAUCCUACAUUGGAAAAUGACAGCUUUGAUGGUAUUGCAGGGAAUGGUCCACAGGAUCAGGCAAUGGCUGUCACUGAACAGAACAGGGAAUGUUCCCAUGAUGAAACUAUCUUUGCCUGCCCCUUUGAUGCAUCAGAGAUCCUGGAGGUGAACACCCAUGCUACAAAUCCUCAGCAUGUGCUACCACAGCCCUUGUUCAGCCCUGAUGUUGCAGGACACUCAGAGUCACAGCCUAACAGUGCCAUGGCUGCUGAUUGCUACUUUCUGCCACUCAUGUUUUUCCUGCCUACUACCCCAUUUGUGGAUCAGCCCUCAGUGGCUACCUUGCCACCUGCUCUGAUUGCUGUCUUGGUCAAAGUGACCAACAACUUGGUGAUCAUCAUACCAACCCUCUCCUUCCAUGCAGUCCUGACCCAUUCACAUGCAAUGGCAGGCCUCAGGAUGGGUAGCAAUUUUCUGAUGGGUGCAGUUGAUGCAGAUGACACAGACUACUGA